Messenger RNA from Notothenia coriiceps (black rockcod), 2676 nucleotides. The record is from RefSeq and is a predicted model, not a curated record. NCBI's taxonomy places the organism in Eukaryota, Metazoa, Chordata, Actinopteri, Perciformes, Nototheniidae.
AUGGCGGUGCGCACUAUACCCUGGAUAUUGGGUAAUGAGGAGAUAUCUUGCUUCCUGCUGCAGAACGGGGCGGGGUUUUCCUCAUACACCCUGAUGGACCACCCAGCCUUCAGCAAACACCUCCUUAGACUCAAACUACAGGAAACCACGAACACAGAAGGAGACAAGGCUGUGUCUGUGUGCUGGAGCGGUCUGCAGCUGCCCUGGUUGGAGCUCGAUUGGUUCAUGGAUGUCUCCUCAUGUAUCGCCCACCUAGAUCUGUCCUCCAACAGCCUUGGGGCUUUGCCCUCCGUAGUGCCCUGGGGUCUCAUCGGCCUGCAGACUCUAGAUCUUUCCAGCAAUCUUCUGAAGGAGCUGCCAGCUGCUGCCAGCUCCCAGCAGGUCCUCUGCUCCAGGUUACAGCACAUCAAUCUCUCCCAGAACCAGCUCAGCAGUCUGCCGCCCGGACUCCUCCAUCUGACCCACAUCCAGAGAAUUUCUGCUGCUAAGAACCAGCUCACAGACCUGUUUGACAUUCCUUCCACCACUAACUGGAUUGGUCUGCGUAAGCUGGAGGAGCUGGAUGUGUCUGAUAAUUGUCUCAGCAGCCUGCCCACAGCAGUCAUGCACUGUCUGAAGUCCCUGAUCCUGCUCAAUGUGUGCAGGAACAAACUGAGCAGCUUCCCGGAGCCCUGGGCCUGUCCUCUGAAGCAAUGCAACACUUCCUCCAAUGUCAUUGAGAAUCUUCCAAACACCAUCUCCAUGUCCUGGAGGACGCAGCUGCAGGAGGUGGACUUCUCUGACAACAGCCUGAAGGAGUUGCCCUCAUAUCUCUUUGAACUGGAGGCUCUAGUGUCGUUGAGAUUGUGUGGGAAUCACAUUGACACACUCCCUGCCCCCAGUAAGUGGAAGUGCUCUAAGCUCAGGACCCUGGAUCUAUCCAGGAACCAGCUGGGCAGAACAGAGGAGGGGCCCAAAUCCAGGAAGCUGGCCUUCCUGACAACCUGGAACAGGAGGGACCCAGAGCCAGUGUGUUCCAUAGAGUUUCCCAUGAUUCUGCGGGACUCACUGGAAGUGCUUUUCUUGAAUGAUAACCAGCUGGAGUGUGUUCCCCAGUCAGUGUGUGGUCUGCACAGCCUCACUGAGCUCUACCUCUCCAACUCUAAACUACUCGCCAAGUGGCAAGGACCCUUCGUGGUCACACGACGAGUGGGGGACGUAGAUUAUGAGGUGGUGCGUUCUGACAGGGGGGGAGCAACACAGAUUUACCACCUUAACCUCCUGAAAGCAUGGAGGGAGGUGGCGUCGGUUUCUCUGGCCACCACGGUGAUUGAGAGAGAUGAGUUGGGACCGGAGGUCAUUAAAAGCAACAAAGUAGCCCCGGUCUGUUGUGGCGACAAUCUCUCACCGGGCCAGAGAGCAGACGUUGCUUCGUUGCAAAGGCAGUUUGCCGACGUGUUCUCUACGCUGCCAGGGCGCACCUCUCUCAUACACCACCGCAUAGAAACGCCCCCGGGCGUGGCCAUUCGUUCACGGCCCUAUCGGCUGCCUGAACACAGGAGGAAAAUUGUUCAGGCGGAGCUUCAGGCUAUGCUAGAGAUGGGAGUGAUAGAAGAGUCCACCAGUGACUGGUGUUGCCCCGUCGUGCUGGUACGUAAGUCCGACGGGUCAAUCCGGUUCUGUGUGGACUACCGCAGGGUGAACGAGGUGUCCAAAUUUGAUGCUUAUCCAAUGCCCCGGGUCGACGAACUCCUGGAUCGGCUAGGCACUGCUCGCUUUUACACGACGCUGGAUUUAACCAAAGGCUAUUGGCAGAUUCCCCUUUCUCCAGAGUCUAAGGAAAAAACGGCCUUCUCCACUCCGUAUGGUUUAUACCAAUUCAUCACACUUCCUUUCGGGUUGUUCGGAGCUCCAGCCACCUUCCAGCGGCUCAUGGACCGGGUGCUGCGUCCCCACUCUGCAUAUGCUGCUGCUUACUUGGAUGAUGUCAUCAUUCACAGUGAGACAUGGGAGCAGCAUAUGCAGCAGGUGGGGGCGGUGCUCGAGUCCCUGAGGCAGGCGGGGCUCACGGCCAACCCGAAGAAGUGUGCGGUUGGACGGAGGGAGGUACGGUAUCUGGGGUACCACUUGGGCGGCGGGCAGGUGCGGCCACAGAUAGAGAAAACAACCGCCAUUUCAGCCUGUCUGGCGCCCAAGACGAAAAAAGAGGUCAGGAGGUUCAUGGGGCUGGCCGGCUACUACAGGCGGUUCAUCCCGUCCUUUUCGGAGCUGACCAGUCCCCUGACCGACCUGACCCGAAAGGGUGCUUCAGAUCCGGUCCAGUGGACGGAGCGGUGUCAGCUGGCGUUUGAGAGGACCGACGCCUCGAACAGUGGGGUGGGGGCCGUUUUGUCCCAGCACGUAGAGGGGGUCGACCGCCCCGUACUGUACAUUAGCCGUAAGCUCGCCCAGAGGGAGGUGAACUACAGUACGGUGGAAAAGGAGUGCCUCGCCAUACGGUGGGCGGUCGGCGCCCUGCGGUACUACCUCCUGGGGCGCCCUUUCACCCUCUGGCCGGGUAACCGGAUGGUCGUGGAUGAUUUCCUCUCUCGCUCGGUGGAGGGGGGAGUUAGAUUGAGGCCGGCGGGAUCCCGGCCUGAGUCAGGCGGUGGGGGUAUGUGGCAGCGGGGUGUGGUAGGGCGCCGGCUGCUGGAGUGA